AUGAUAUUUUCGGUUGGGUCCGGGUUCUACAUUUCCAAGUUUUCCCGGUAUGGUGAAGUCAUAUGGGGUGGCUUCGUGUGCUGGACACUUGGAUCAGGUCUUCUUUGCAUCCUCGGCCAGGGCUCCAACCUCGCCGUGCCAAUCAUUGCGCAGAUCAUCAUUGGCGUCGGCGUUGGGAACGUGUUCCAGCCGUGCCUCGUAGCGAUUCAAACUCAUUCGCCAAAGGCGCUUCGCGCCGUGGUGACCUCGAACCGCAACUUCCUCCGCGCUCUUGGCGGUGCGGUUGGCCUUGCCUGCUCAAGCCAGUUGCUACAGUCGUCCUUGCGCAGAGCUCUGCCGGCCGAGCUGAGACAUCUGGUAGCUCCUUCAUGCAAGUUACCUGAUAUCGACAGUCUUCCACCCAGCCAAGCUACUGAGGUGGAGGCGGCGUACGCUCAGGCAAGCCAUGAUGUAUUCAUCUCCAUGGUCCCAAUUAUGGGCCUCUGCCUGGUUCUCUGCGUGUUCAUCAAGGACCACGGCCUGUCAACAACGGAAGUUAAGCCAGCUGCUCAGGACCCUGAAUCAGCUCCACCACAGCAGCAGGUACAGGUACAGGACUCUGGCAAAGACGUGAGCCCCACGGACACUGGAAGCGCCGGAACCGACUCCGAAAGUGGUGGAGGGAACCUGGCAGCCCACGCCAGUCAACCAAAAUACUAG
Messenger RNA from Diaporthe citri, 699 nucleotides. RefSeq lists its product as uncharacterized. Lineage: Eukaryota; Fungi; Ascomycota; Sordariomycetes; Diaporthales; Diaporthaceae. The transcript is spliced from 2 exons. Gene Ontology annotation, molecular function: transmembrane transporter activity. Gene Ontology annotation, biological process: transmembrane transport. The record is from RefSeq and is a predicted model, not a curated record. The coding region runs from base 1 to 699 and encodes 232 amino acids.